AUGUACAGUAUAAAUGUCAGUAAUAGCAACGAUCAGAAUACUACUAAUACUAUAGUAGAUGUAAGUAAUACAUUAUCUAUUCAAGUUAAUGAACUAUAUUAUGAUGGGAAGUAUCCUAAUCUACCGUCUACUGAAUACACAUCAUCAUCAUCUUCAUCUUCUUCGGGAUCAUCGUUGUCAUCAUCAACAUCAUUAUCACUGACAACAGCAUCAUCGACUUCAACAACAACAACAACAACAAUAAUAAUAAAUGAAUCCAAUUAUAUUUCAUAUGCUACUAGUAGUCUUCAUCAAUCUCGUCCAAGUUUAAAUUAUACUUAUGAACAACAAUAUUAUGUAAAUGAUAAUCAUGAAGAAUUUGAUAAUAAACAUCAUAAUUACUAUCAACAACAUCAUCAUUAUACACCAAUCAUUUCAACUGUACAUACUACUAAUAACAAUGAUAAAACUAAUAGUAGUAGUCUAUAUAUUUCCACUACUACAACUUCUAAUGAUAAUAAUCAUAAUCAUAAUGGUUUUUUUAAUGAAAUACAAAUUAUAUGCAUUUGUGAAACAUUACAACAACGUGGUGAUAUUGACCGAUUGGAAUUAUUUUUACAAACAUUACCUAAAUGGAAUAUACAAUUACAUAAUUUAGAAUGUAUACAAGUUGCUAAAGCACUGAUUGCAUUUCAUCAUGAACAAUAUACUCAAUUAUAUCAUAUAUUAGAAAAUUGUAAUUUCUCACCUAUCUAUCAUUCUAGAUUACAAAAUUUAUGGUUACGUGCACAUUAUGCAGAAGAAGAAAAAAUUAAAGGUAGAAUAUUAGGCGCUGUAGCUAAAUAUCGUAUAAGACGUAAAUUUCCAUUACCACAUACAAUAUGGGAUGGUGAAGAGACAAGUUAUUGUUUUAAAGAAAAAUCUAGAAAUCUUUUACGUGAAUGGUAUCAUCAAAAUCCAUAUCCAUCACCACGUGAUAAAAGACAAUUAGCUGAAAUUACUGGAUUAACUAUAACUCAAGUAUCAAAUUGGUUUAAAAAUCGUCGACAACGUGAUCGUGCUACUGAUGUACUUAUAACUACAACAACAACAACAACUGUGACAACUACGACAACAAUGUCUAAAACACCAGUUAUGUCACCAAUAUCGGUUAAAACAAUGAUGACAUUGUUACCAACAGUUGUAUCUAUGUCAAAUGAUUCACCAACUUAUCAGUUGUCGACAAUAACAACAAAUGGAAUUACUCAAUCGGAUAUCAUCAAUGAAAAUUCAGAUAUUUUACCAAUGAAUGAGUUGAAUACACAAUAUAAUAAAAUAAACAAUUUUUACACUCCUCCUCCUCCUCCUACUACUACUACUACUACUACUACUACUACUACUACUACUACUACUACUACUACUACUACUACUACUACUACUACUACUACUACUACUACUACUACUGCUGCUGCUGCUGCUGCUGCUGCUGCUGCUGCUGCUGCUGCUGCUGCUGCUGCUGCUGCUGCUGCUGCUGCUGCUGCUGCUGCUGCUGCUGCUGCUGCUGCUGCUGCUGCUGCUGCUGCUGCUGCUGCUGCUGCUGCUGCUGCUGCUGCUGCUGCUGCUGCUGCUGCUGCUGCUGCUGCUGCUGCUGCUGCUGCUGCUGCUGCUGCUGCUGCUGCUGCUGCUGCUGCUGCUGCUGCUGCUGCUGCUGCUGCUGCUGCUGCUGCUGCUGCUGCUGCUGCUGCUGCUGCUGCUGCUGCUGCUGCUGCUGCUGCUGCUGCUGCUGCUGCUGCUGCUGCUGCUGCUGCUGCUGCUGCUGCUGCUGCUGCUGCUGCUGCUGCUGCUGCUGCUGCUGCUGCUGCUGCUGCUGCUGCUGCUGCUGCUGCUGCUGCUGCUGCUGCUGCUGCUGCUGCUGCUGCUGCUGCUGCUGCUGCUGCUGCUGCUGCUGCUGCUGCUGCUGCUGCUGCUGCUGCUGCUGCUGCUGCUGCUGCUGCUGCUGCUGCUGCUGCUGCUGCUGCUGCUGCUGCUGCUGCUGCUGCUGCUGCUGCUGCUGCUGCUGCUGCUGCUGCUGCUGCUGCUGCUGCUGCUGCUGCUGCUGCUGCUGCUGCUGCUGCUGCUGCUGCUGCUGCUGCUGCUGCUGCUGCUGCUGCUGCUGCUGCUGCUGCUGCUGCUGCUGCUGCUGCUGCUGCUGCUGCUGCUGCUGCUGCUGCUGCUACUGCUGCUGCUGCUACUACUACUACUACUACUACUACUACUACUACUACUACUACUACUACUACUACUACUACUACUACUACUACUACUACUACUACUACUACUACUACUACUACUACUACUAGUAAUGAUAUUAAUGCUCACUUACAAAGAAUAAACCUAUACACUUGGCUUUAA
Messenger RNA from Schistosoma haematobium, 2349 nucleotides. RefSeq lists its product as uncharacterized. Bases 1 to 2349 code for a protein of 782 amino acids. The transcript is spliced from 2 exons. Gene Ontology annotation, cellular component: nucleus; transcription regulator complex. NCBI's taxonomy places the organism in Eukaryota, Metazoa, Platyhelminthes, Trematoda, Strigeidida, Schistosomatidae. The record is from RefSeq and is a predicted model, not a curated record. Gene Ontology annotation, molecular function: DNA-binding transcription factor activity, RNA polymerase II-specific; ice binding; RNA polymerase II cis-regulatory region sequence-specific DNA binding. Gene Ontology annotation, biological process: regulation of transcription by RNA polymerase II.